UAAACAAAUUACAAAGAUGACAUUUUAAUAAUAUACAACGUUAAAGCGAUGGAAGCGAGGAUAAAAAUGCAACAGCCUGGUACAAUACCAAAAUCUCUUGGGCGUCAAGUUGGUGUGUUGCCUAUAAGUAGCGGAAAUAAGUUGAGACGAGCAAACAAAAGUGAUGUGGGAAUGGCUAUACCAGUUGGUGGUACAGACAUUGACCAGGUUCAGAGCUACCAGGCAAGGCCACCAUCCGGGUCAUCAGCUGGGUCAUCUAGACAAGCACAAUCCAAUGCUGGCCGAGUUGGAAUAAGGAGGACCAGUAGUAAAGGAGAUGUAAACAUUCAGGACACUGUCUAUUCAAGGAUGCCAGACAGGCCCAGUGAGCGGACAGUUGCUGGUCAGCUUAUGAAAAAAUACCUAGGUACCGCUAAUGUAAAUCUGCCCAAUCCCAGCCCUGGAGACCAGCAGGAGGAACCACAGUCUCGUGGAAACAUGUUGACAGUGAGCUCUUCUCGGGGCAAGGCACAGAGGACAUCCCCUGCAAGCUCAAGGACAGCAGGGUCUGAGGGCACCAGGAAAUCAUCAGCCAGCAAACAGGAAACCUCUUCAGGGCAGCAAAGCUCAAGAUCAACCUCCAGUAUCACAAAUAAUAGCAGCACGAAGGGGAAAAGGGCAAUGCCAGGAUCAAGAGUGAAAAAGUCUAACAGUAUCAAAGAUGUAAAUGAUGUAGCCAUAGAAGACGACUUGGAAGGUCAAGAUAUCAAGUUUUAUGACAUUCCCUCACAAAGAUCAAGGCCAGGGUCUUCCAAGGUCAGGAGGUCACCAGGGUCAGCCAGAAGUCAGAUUUCUGAUGGUCAUGGUGGAGAAAACGGGAAAAAGCAACACAAGACCAUAGAUCCGGAGGAAAUACUUGCUCAGAACAUGGAGUCAGACCUGAACAAAAUCUAUGAGAUCAACCUUCACAUGAACGAGCUCACACACAUAGACCACAUGGAAAAGUUCAAGAAAGUCAAAGUGCUAGAUCUGUCCUGUAACUUUAUUGAGCAGAUACAGAAUCUGGAAUUCAACAAGGACCUUAGAGAACUGAAAUUAUAUGACAACAGAUUGCGGAAAAUUGAAUGCUUAGAAAAUUUGAAGGAGCUGGUGAGUCUACAGUUGCAGCACAACAAGAUCAAGGUCAUAGGGAAGAGCUUAUCAGGCCAGAAGAAGCUGAAGACUUUACGCAUUGACUGUAACCAGCUGUUGAAGAUUGACCCGCCAGAGUUGUCAAUGUGUGUUCAGAUCACCACCCUUGACAUCAGCUACAACAUGCUCGACAGUCUUGCUGCUCUUAAUUAUCUGCCGAACCUGGAGGAGGUGAAUGCUGCAGGGAACCGGCUCAGAACUGUUUCAGACCUGAGCAAGUGCAAGCGUCUGGGCGAGCUUGAUUUGUCUGGAAACAGAAUCACUGACCUAUCUGGACUUCGAGGACUUCCCAAGCUUAAUACUCUGAAUAUUUCUAAUAACCAGUUAUCCAGUCUUAAAACUCUGGGGAAAUUGAGGAACCUUCAGGACUUGUUGGCGAGCCACAACCACAUACAUGAGUUGUCUCCCAUCCCCGUCCAGUUACCCGGCCUAGAAACCCUCGACCUCACCAACAAUGAAAUUGUUGACUGGGAUGAGUUUUACCACCUGGACGGUAUGGCGGGGCUGGUGGAGCUGUUUGUAGCGGAGAAUCCGUUCUGUGCCCCUGAAGGCUCCAUGCCUCACUAUUUUUCUGCCAUCCAGGUUGUCCUGCCUGACCUAGAGAUAAUCGAUGGGGCCCAUAUCAAGAAGCAUGUCUCUAAAGGCGCUCCUCUCAUGAGACCCAUGUCUGCAUCCACCAUUGUGAGUCUUCGUCAGAUGGAUUCCCAGAUGCGCUCUGCUGAUGAUCAAAUGAGGAGUCUGGAGCGCAGCCUUGAGGAGAAGUUUGCUGCCCUGCGGAGCACGUGUGACAGCCUGCCUCUGGAGCCCCCGUCCUCCAGUCGCCCGGGAUACAGCCCCACCCUGUCUCCGGACACGCCCUCGUCAAGCUGCAGCAGUAGGUCACGCAUCCUGCAGGCACGCAGGUUUGCGGCCACAGUUGAGAAACCUUGACACGCUCGGUUGAUAAAAAAGAACAGCAUUAUAUAAUUAUUAUCACAUUAAAUACCAAGAUAUUUUGAGUCACUGUUUUAGUCAGCAUGUUAAAAAAGUGUCUGAAAAAUAUUUGUUUAUAUUAUUACUGCCAAUAUCCAAUUGUCCUUACCUUAAGUUCACCUCACAGUGCUUAUUGUGGGUUAUCAUGACUCAGAUGUAAACUUUCUCUGAGUUCAAAUCAGUUGUCUCAUAAAUGGUAGGGUAGGGACAAAGCUUUUUGUUUGUUUGAUUUUUAAGUCCAAUCUUAACUGCAGAGCAAGUCACAAAUGCUUACCAUGUCAGUUCGGAAUAUUGUGUAUUUAAUCAUUAAUACCAAUGGUCAACAAAAACUAAAAAUCAGAAGAUCGGACAUUUUUUAUGAAGGGUAAGAAACCCUUUAACUAUCGAGGGUUUUUCACAAGUCUGGUUUUGGUGGCCUUUAAAACACAGGUAUUUCUUUUAGGACUCAUCAGCAUUUUGCUUGUAUCCAUUCCAUAUUGGUUGGUAUUUGUCUUAGGCCUCAUCAACAGUUUACUUGUAACCAUGCCAUAUUAGUAGCUAAUUAUUUAAAGCGUCAUCAAAUAUUUGCUCCUAACCAUACUACAUUGGUUGUAGUUCUGCAGCCAGUACUUUACCUUGCUUUAAAAAUUGUUUUCAAUAUUCACAAUCCUAAUGUUAUAACAUACCUGAAAUCUUAAUAUAAGUUAAGAGUCCACUUUAUAUUAAUUUGCUACUGACUAGAGUGUUUUUACUAGAAUGCUAAUGAGGAUGUUUAUUCCAAUUUAUAUGUUGAGAUAAGUGCAGCUCUGUCUGAAGCAGCAUGGAAUUUUCAUGCACAUCGUUCUCAGGAGGUCUGUUCUAGUGCAGUUGUUUUGAAAUUAGUUUAAAAAUCACGCACACGCAGACUUCAGGCAACAACUUAAAACAUUGUGCAGAAUAAUGUUGCCUCUGAGCAGAAUUUUAUGGCUAUGAUGGCAUGCUCUUCCAUGGUGAUGGAUUUGUUCAACACAUGGUGGUCAUAAAAUUAUUCGCAGAAAGGGGAGUGAGGCAUCUUAAACACAAGUCUGUUACAUUUUGUAUUCAGAUUAUAGUGUUGUCUUCUUUAUAAAGGGGUAAUUUAAAAAUAUUUUUUACCAUAUAUCAGUACUAGUAUCGUUUACAUACACUCAUGGCAAUGGAACAAGUUUGCAAUCUGUCACUGUAUUUUGUUCUUUUUUGUGCAGAGCUUUGAGUGUCUGAGGAGAUAAAAUGUAUAUGUACUUGAUUUCUGUUUGCAAAAACAAGGAGAUAAUCAAACUUACUUUUUUCAACAGAAAUGUAUUAAAAAAAUACAUAUGGUUAUUAGAACCUCAUUGCAGAACUUGAUAAAAACCAAUGCUCAAUUAAAUGUUUGGGAACAUUCAUUAUACAACAAAACUCUUUACAUGGUUAUUAGAAACUCAUUACAGAACUUGAUAAAACCUACAAAUUACUUCCCACUUCCUUUGUAUAUGGCCAUUAUUAACAGAAUACAGUAUCAUAGUUCUUACAUAUAACAAUUCCUUGUUAUGGUAUUGAUGUAGUAAUUGACUUGUGUUGUUAAAGCUAAGUAUCCUUGUUAGCAAGGUUAGCUUGUCUGAGUCCGUCUCUAUGUGAUCAGUUUGCAAACACACUCUGAAGGCAACCAUGUUUCUCAAGAAAUGUUAAUUCCAUAUUUAUUCAUUUUGCCACAUCAUAGACUUUCGAUAUGGUUAAUGUGCAAACUGCUAUGGUUUACAUUCAUGGUUCUACCAAUGAGAAUGCCAGACAGAUUCUGCCAGCUUCCAACGAAAACAUCCAAAGUUCUGUAUAUCAAUUAAUUGUGUUUUUUUUAAAUGGGUUGUAAAAUGGUUCAGGCAUGCAUGCUGGUUUGUAUAGAACUUUUUUGUGCCAAACACUCUGAUAGUUAUAAAUUAAUUUUGGUCUAAACAAUACAGUCAGCGCCCAACUUGAUGGUUCGGAAGACCAAAAAAAUAGCUAUGACAAAGUGCUUUGACAAAACAUUAUUUUGGUGAUUUGUUAGAUGAGAAUUUGUCUGGCGAUCUUUUUUUGCAGAUAAAUGGGUGAAAACACUACCGGUAUUGAUAAUUAGAGAAUGUUGUUGAGGUCUGUGUGUAAUACAUCUUGCUGACCUUGGUAAGUGACAUUUGUCUAAAGCAUCAUUUAUGGUCAAUAUCACUUUCAUUGUCUUUAAAAAGCAAUGGUGUCUGUGUAAACUCUGGUGUUGAAUGAGACUGUGAUUACAUUCCCAUUUGUCUGAGCGGCUAUGAUGGAUGAGAGAGGCCUGAUGUCUCUCUUGCAUGAUCUAUAAUGAGCUACUCUGAUAAUUCAUCAGCUUUUACAGGAAACACACAUUCCAUUUACAUCUUCCCUUGAAUCCAGACUCUCCAAGCCAUGUUUGGAAUGCUUUAUAUGUGAAGCUGUUCCUGUAAAUACUAGACACUGCCAGACAAGCCUUGACCAUAGCUCUCAAAAAAUCUUCAAACUAUUUACAUGAAACUUAGACAAACCUUGGUCUUAGCUCUCAAAACAGUUCAAACUAUUCACAUGAAACUUAGACAAACCUUGGUCAUAGCUCUCAAAACAGUUCAAACAAUUCACAUGAAACUUUGACAAGCCUUGGGGAAAGCUCUCAAAAACAGUUCAAACCAUGCACAUGAAACUUAGACAAACCUUGGUCAUAGUUCUCAAAACAGUUCAAACUAUUUACAUGAAACUUUGACAAACCUUGGUCUUAGCUCUCAAAAACAGUUCAAACUAUGCACAUCAAACUUAGACAAGCUUUGAUUAUAGCUCUCAAAACAGUUCAAACCAUGCACAUGAAACUUAGACAAGCUUUGGUCAUAGUUCUCAAAACAGUUCAAACCAUGCACAUGAAACUUAGACAAGCUUUGGUCUUAGCUCUCAAAAACAGUUCAAACUAUGCACAUCAAACUUAGACAAGCUUUAGUUAUAGCUCUCAAAACCAGUUCAAACUAUUCACAUGGAACUUAGACUAGCCUUGUUUAUAGCUCUCAAAACAGUUCAAAUGAUUCACAUGAAACUUUUACAAGCCUUGGGGAUAGCUCUCAAAAACUGUUCAAACUAUGCACAUCAAACUUAGACAAGCCUUGGUUGUAGCUCUCAAAAACAGUUCAAACUAUUCACUUGAAACUUUGACAAGCCUUGGGGAUAGCUCUCAAAAACAGUUCAAACUAUUCACUUGAAACUUAGACAAACCUUGGUCAUAGCUCUCAAAAACUGUUCAAACUAUUCACUUGAAACUUUGACAAGCCUUGGUUAUAGCUCUCGAAACAGUUCAAACUAUUCACAUGGAACUUAGCACACAGUGACACCACACAACUAGGUAGCAAGUCCAGGUAAUCUGGUUGAAACAUGGUGUGGUGAACUGUAAUGGCAUCCACUUAAGUGUUCUUGUUGUUUUUAUUUUCAUAAUAUUGACAAAAAAGAAGAACUGUACUCCUUGCAAAUAUAUAGCAGUAGAACAAAUCACAGCUCAUGGCAAUGUUUUCAAACUUUUUUCCAAGUUUUUAAUAGAGUUCAAUGAGUAGUAUAUUUAUUUUUGUGUAUUUUUUUAAUCUAUGUUCAUUUUAAUUAAUGCCAUAAGUAUGAUAAUUAUACAUAAUAUGUAAAUGUUUGUUUACAAUAUAGAUAUCCUUGUUAAACAGGGUUGUUUGUUAAAGUUUGUGUGAUGUGUGUUUUUUAUAGUUUUGUUUUAUUAUACUUGUAGUAAGGCAUAUUUUCAGUUAUAUGAAACUUUAUUUGUAGUGCACAGAUUUGUAUGUUGAUAAUGUAAACCUAGUUGUUUCGAUUGUCAAAUGCCAAUGUAUAAAAUGGUCUUCUGAUGCAUUAAACAUAGCUAGAGUAGAUGUGGAUAUUAACAUUAGACUGUAUUGUAAUCAUAAUGUGUUAUUACAAUGUAAGCUUAGUACUUAUGGUGAACAAGAGACAAAAUAAUACAGUCUGCAUUAAGCAUUCCCGUGAGAUGUUAUCUAUACAUGUUCAUUUUACCCAUGUUAUUUAUUUAAAUGUUUGAGAACUUUUACAAUAAAGUUGUGCAUUACUUCUGCCUUGUUCAGCUUCUAUAAAUUCAUUAGAUUAACUAAAAUUAGUGUCCAAUUAGGUCACGGGAUUUUCAAGAAAUAGAAGUGUCUGUUUCAUGUAGAAUGUCAAGUCAAAAACACAAGUUGGAAUAGAAUUUGGCUUUGUCUAUGUAAAUCAACA
Mya arenaria is the source of this 6363-nucleotide messenger RNA. RefSeq names its product internalin I-like. Gene Ontology annotation, molecular function: protein binding. Bases 49 to 2100 code for a protein of 683 amino acids. The transcript has 17 exons. NCBI's taxonomy places the organism in Eukaryota, Metazoa, Mollusca, Bivalvia, Myida, Myidae. The record is from RefSeq and is a predicted model, not a curated record.